Seriola aureovittata is the source of this 2007-nucleotide messenger RNA. It is a transcript of the gene pnpo, whose product is annotated as pyridoxamine 5'-phosphate oxidase. Bases 14 to 847 code for a protein of 277 amino acids. The record is from RefSeq and is a predicted model, not a curated record. The transcript has 7 exons. NCBI's taxonomy places the organism in Eukaryota, Metazoa, Chordata, Actinopteri, Carangiformes, Carangidae. Gene Ontology annotation, biological process: pyridoxal 5'-phosphate biosynthetic process; pyridoxine biosynthetic process. Gene Ontology annotation, molecular function: FMN binding; pyridoxamine phosphate oxidase activity.
CAAAUUGACAAGCAUGAGGCGCAUACUCAGUACGAAUUUAUUCAGGUAUAUCACUUUAUUUGGGAGAAAUCUUCCGUCCCGUGUCUCUCUGACAGUGGGUCAGCAAAGCGUUUUUGCACCGCAUUUCUGCAGGAAAUCGACGACUGACAGCACAAGCAUGGACCUGAGUGACAUGAGGAAGAAAUACAAAGGAGACGAGGAGUGCUUUGAAGAGAGUCAGCUUGUGUCUCUGGACCCAAUCAAGCAAUUUGGAAACUGGUUUGAUCAAGCCACAAAGUGCCCUGAAAUCGGAGAGGCCAACGCCAUGUGCAUCGCCACUGCCACCAAGGACGGACGCCCGUCUGCUCGUAUGGUUCUCCUGAAAGGCUACAGCAACGACGGUUUCCGCUUCUUUACAAACUAUGAGAGCAGAAAGGGUUCAGAGCUGGAGAGCAAUCCAUAUGCAUGCCUGGUCUUCUACUGGGAGCCCCUAAACAGACAGAUUCGCAUUGAGGGCAAUGUGGAGCGGAUCCCCUACCAGACCUCCUGUGAAUACUUCCACUCCCGGCCAAAGAGCAGCCAGAUCGGGGCUGUUGUGAGUCGACAGAGCACUCCUGUUCCCAACAGAGAUUAUCUCAGGGAGAAAAAUGCAGAACUGGAGGAGAAGUACAAGGACACAGACGUGCCUAUGCCCGGCUACUGGGGCGGCUACAUGGUCAGGCCUUACAUGAUGGAGUUCUGGCAGGGUCAGACCAACAGACUUCACGACCGCAUCGUCUUCACCAAACCCAAGGACGGAGAGUCUGAGCUGGGAGAGUUCCAGCACGCCGCAGAGGGAGGCUGGGUGUACCAGCGACUGUCUCCAUGAGAGGUACCUGAGCAGACUGUCGCAUACAGGGAAGAACAGAAACCUCAUCUAGAAUCUGACUCUAUCAUCACCAUCUUUACCUCACUUCAAGUAAUUGCUCAUCUGUACAGUAGGUACUGACAGAAACCAUUUGAUGCUGAUUAAAUAGGUGCUGCUGCUGCGUUUAGGAUUUAUCAACAAGCCAAAAGUCACUGUGUCGUCCUUGAACUUAAACCAUGUGAUGUUCUUUAUGUCGGGUCACAUUCUAAGUGGAUAAGAGCGGUGUGAUGUAACCUUACUGUGCCAACUUCACAUUUCCAUGCAUUAGGAAAUGAAAAUGUGCUGAACGGAAAGUGCACUGACUGACACAGGAGAGCAAACUCCACGUGGUUUUGUUAAAUAAUGACUGACCGUAAUGUUGGUUAUUCAACAGUAGCUGUUGUCGACCUUUAGGACCAGGAAGCGUUCUCAUUUUUCUAAAAGCACAAUCUGCACCACUGACUCUUCAGUUAUCCUUCAUCACUGUUAACUGUUGGUCCAUUUUCAGUGUUGAAAUAAUUGGCAACACUUCAUUUUACAGGUUUGUAAUUUCCUAAUAAUCUCCAAGAAAGAUUACAAGAAGUAGAGUUUGUAAUUUUGUACUAUUUAUAGGUAAAUGGAGAGUUUAGAAGCAGUUUCCUUUAAAAGAAUUGAUCCAUUUAAACCAAAACAUAGUGUAUUUUCAUUCUUGGAAACUGUAUUCUACAUUUUUGCAUGUUCAUCUGACCUUCUGAGCUCUUACAGAGGAUUAUCAAGGUUAUAUUAGCACUUAAUUGGAGGUGAAAUGAACAAUUAUAAAUUGUACAAAAUGUUAGUAAUUUCUAGGAACCUUCCUAUGAAUAUUAUUUAAUUUCUUGGAUAUUAAAGGAGAAUAUUUGACCCAUACAGUAAGGUGUUUCCAGAUAAUUCAUGUAGGCUUUACAGUUGACUUCAAUUAACUAUGAACUGAUUGUAACAGUCUUUGACAAUUGAUCCAACUGCCUUUUAAUAAUGAGAUUAAAAGAGCUGAUGAUGUUUUUUGUGCCAAUUAUCUUGUGUACGUCUUGUGUGAUCUGAAGGUGUGAUUGUUGUUUGUUGUUUACUGAAAUGUUUGUUUUUUUUGACUUGAAUUAACUGUGGAAUAAAUAAAGUUUAAUUUGUAA